AAGAACGGUUGGCACGUUUGAGUUCGGAGUGAGAUAGAUAGAUAUAUAUAGAGAGAGAUAGAGAGAGAGAGAGAGAGAGAGAGAGAGAAUGAGUGGUGGAGGUGAAGGAGGAGAAGAAGAAAACACACUUGAGUUCACACCGACGUGGGUAGUUGCCGGUGUAUGCACUGUGAUUGUUGCCAUUUCACUUGCGGUGGAGCGUCUUCUUCACUAUGGUGGAAAGUUCCUUAAAAGUAAAGACCAAAAGUCACUUUACGAAGCUCUUCAGAAGAUCAAAGAAGAGUUGAUGCUUUUGGGUUUCAUUUCUCUUCUUCUUACUGUUUCUCAAAAUCGUCUUACCAAAAUAUGUGUUCCUCCCGGUGUAUUGCGUCACAUGCUUCCAUGUAGUCUUGAGGACAAAAAAGAAUCACAUUCGCAUUCAGCUUUCUCUUUUCCUGGUAGAAUUGCAAGACGUCUUCUCGCAGAUCGCCUCCUUGCAGAAUCGGAAUCAGCAGAAGAACCUCUUAAAACUGGUUUCUGCGGUCGCAAGAACAAGGUUCCUUUAUUAUCUGUCGAAGCUUUGCAUCACCUCCACAUCUUCAUUUUUGUUCUCGCUGUUGUCCACGUCACUUUCUCCGUUCUCACUGUUGUUUUUGGUGGCGCAAGAAUACGUCAGUGGAAGCACUGGGAAGACUCUAUUGCAAAGGAGAAUUAUGAUACUAACAAAGUUCUCAAACCAAAGUUGACUCAUGUUCAACAACAUGAGUUUAUCAAGGGCCGCUUUUCUGGUUUCGGCAAAGACUCUGCUCUCAUUGGUUGGUUGCAAUCCUUUUUCAAGCAAUUUUAUGGCUCUGUGACAAAAUCAGAUUAUGUCACAUUAAGACUUGGUUUCAUUACGACCCACUGCAAGACAAACCCAAAGUUUAAUUUUCACAAGUACAUGAUUCGUGCCCUUGAAGAUGAUUUCAAGCAAGUUGUCGGCAUAAGUUGGUAUCUUUGGCUCUUUGUGGUCAUCUUCUUGUUGUUAAAUAUCAAUGGUUGGCAUACAUAUUUCUGGAUUGCUUUCGUUCCUGUUAUUCUUUUACUUUCCGUGGGAACAAAGCUGGAGCAUGUAAUAACCCAACUAGCUCAUGAAGUAGCUGAAAAGCAUGCAGCCAUAGAAGGUGACUUAGUUGUACAACCAUCAGAUAAUCACUUUUGGUUUCAUCGGCCUCACAUCGUUCUCUUCUUGAUUCACUUUAUCCUCUUCCAAAAUGCUUUUGAGAUAGCAUUUUUUUUCUGGAUAUGGGUUACAUAUGGAUUUGACUCCUGUAUAAUGGGACAAGUUCGUUACAUUGUUCCAAGGCUCGUUAUUGGGGUAUUUAUUCAGGUACUAUGUAGCUACAGCACCCUACCACUCUACGCAGUUGUUACACAGAUGGGAAGUCACUUUAAGAGGGCAAUAUUUAAUGACCAUGUGCAAGUGGGCAUUGUUGGCUGGGCAGAGAAGGUAAAAAAGAAGAAAGCACUAAAAGCUGAUGGCCAGCCUAGCCAAGGAAGUUCUCAUAUUCAUGAGGGUAGUACUGGUAGUAGUACUGGAAUUCAGCUUGGUUCAGUUUUCCAGAAGAGGGCAUCAGCUCCCGAAGACACUACUUCUGUAACUAAACCUGAGGGGUCCAACUGAGUAUGCUUAUCUAGGUUAAGUUAAUGUUAUAAACGCAAUAGGAUGCUUUGUAGGCUUACCUUAUUUUGUAAAGUUGUGUGAGUAUAACAAAUUGUAGUUUUUCUAUAUCUUAUUUUCUUUGCCAGCGUGGUGAAGCAUUGUCUUUGUAGGACAUGCUGGACUUGGUAUAGGUAUGUGGUGAAAGAUGUACAAGCUUGAUGCCAGCAAUGCUGUGUUCAUUUCUAAGAUCCUAAGCUCUGCCACCA
Molecule: messenger RNA, 1887 nt
Organism: Medicago truncatula (barrel medic)
Lineage: Eukaryota; Viridiplantae; Streptophyta; Magnoliopsida; Fabales; Fabaceae
Product: MLO-like protein 1
Exons: 12
Coding region: 89-1642 (517 amino acids)
Biological process (GO): defense response
Cellular component (GO): membrane
Source: RefSeq, a predicted model, not a curated record